Oncorhynchus nerka (sockeye salmon) is the source of this 2123-nucleotide messenger RNA. RefSeq names its product protein YIF1B-like. The record is from RefSeq and is a predicted model, not a curated record. The coding region runs from base 106 to 1047 and encodes 313 amino acids. Lineage: Eukaryota; Metazoa; Chordata; Actinopteri; Salmoniformes; Salmonidae. The transcript is spliced from 8 exons. Gene Ontology annotation, cellular component: endoplasmic reticulum-Golgi intermediate compartment; COPII-coated ER to Golgi transport vesicle; endoplasmic reticulum membrane. Gene Ontology annotation, biological process: endoplasmic reticulum to Golgi vesicle-mediated transport.
AGUUGACACAUGGGUGUGGCUGUGUACAAAUUUUGUAGGAAGCAUAUUGAAUGGUUUCAUAUCAGCGUUUUUAUAGACGAUAUCCGAAACUACCUGUAAUAAUUGAUGGACAUGGAUUACACCGCAACCCAAAGUGUGUCCAGACAGCGUAAGUUAACGUACGUUGAUCAAACUAUUGAUCCCGAAACGAGGAGCACGUCAAUGGACGGGACAGACCCCAGUCAGCUGUUUGAUGACACCAGUGCAGUGCCGGGGGGGCAGCCCACUGGGUUCCAGGGCCAUGGUGUUGGGACGAUGGGCCACCCCGGCCGGACCCUCCUCUCAGACCCCAUGUCCAACUUGGCCAUGGCUUACGGGAGCAGCCUGGCCAGCCAGGGCAAAGACUUGGUGGACAAAAAUCUGGAUCGUUUCCUCCCCAUCUCUAAGCUGAAAUAUUACUUUGCCGUGGACACAGUUUACGUGGGCAAGAAACUCGGCCUGCUCGUCUUCCCCUACAUGCACCAGAACUGGGAAGUGAGCUACCAACAGGACACCCCAGUGGCUCCACGCUUUGAUAUCAACGCUCCUGACUUGUACAUUCCAGCAAUGGGUUUUAUCACAUACAUCCUGGUGGCUGGGUUAGCGCUCGGAACACAGAACAGGUUUACCCCUGAGAUCCUGGGCAUGCAGGCCAGCUCAGCCCUGGUGUGGCUCAUCAUGGAGGUGCUGGUUGUCCUCCUCAGUCUCUACCUGGUCACAGUCAACACAGACCUCACCACUAUCGAUCUUGUGGCCUUCUCCGGAUACAAAUAUGUGGGGAUGAUUGUAGGGGUCGUGGCAGGGUUACUAUUUGGUCGAACGGGAUAUUACCUAACGCUGCUGUGGUGCUGUAUAUCCAUCUUCGUCUUCACGAUCCGCACAUUGAGACUCAAGCUCCUGUCUGAGGCAGCAGCCCAAGGCGUGUUGGUUCACGGGGCCAGGAACCAGCUGAGGAUGUACCUGACCAUGUCCAUCGCAGCCGCCCAGCCCAUUUUUAUGUACUGGUUGACCUAUCACCUGGUCAGGUAAGACCACGAGCUGACCAGGAGUGUUUCAUCUGACAAGACACUUACCUCUCUAUGGAAAAAUAAGACUGUUCACUGACCAUCACUUCUCCCCACCAUUCGCUGCAGAGGUGCGGGACACAUGCACGGAUAAAUAAAACCACACACAAAUGGCAUUGUAGAAUUAGCAUUGCGAAGUCUCACAGUACCAGUGUAACAGUAGUGUUGACCUGUCUUUUGUAUUGUUUUUUAAAAAUGUAAUUGUCUAAGGAUAAUUGACUGGCUCGUUUUGUUUUGUAUACUGUAAUUAGUUAUGUUUUCUAAGUAUUUGUGAACAUAUGGUUGUAUAUUAGCAAUCCAGCUUGGGUCCUCAAUCGCAAAAGCUUUGACUGAGCCAAGGAUGGAAGCACAGUUAAGGCAAAUUCAUAGCCUACGUAAGUAGGCAACGCAAGAACGAAGUUAGCUCCGUAAAAUGGCUGUCCUGCGGCAUUGCAUUGCAGAAUUUGCAGCCCACAAUUUGUAAUGUGUCACAACUACGCAGGGAAACCAUUUCAUGUGGCUUAUUGUGUUCUUGCGUUACAUACUUACAUUGACUCAAAGGCUUUAGCAUAAUUUGCCUGCGCCGUCCAGUGAACACACAAAAAAAGCGCUCUUAAUGUCCUUAAUCACAGGAUGAUGUCUGUAAACAGAUUUGUGGAUGUGUGUUUGUAAAUAAGAAAAAUGCUUUUUGUACAUGUCUUGGUGCCACGAACUGAAGCCCAAACAAAAGACUUUCAAUCAUGUAACAAAGUCAUUAAGUCAUCUUAAAUUACAGCUGAUGCUUUUUUAAACAAGCUUGACAAAAUUACAUGAGCAUAUGACACUGUAAUUGAUUUUCAGGCUUCAAACUGGAAAAGUGGAAAAAAUAUUUAAUGGUUUAAGAUGUUCAAAUACUAGCCUCCAUUUCAAAUGUAGGCCUAAUUACUAGAGAUAUCACGCUAAAAUGGUGUUGCUUGCCAUGCCUCAGUUGCUUUUAUGAAUAUUUGAUAUACAGAGGCGGAAUAACAUGGAUCCUCUAAUGCUCUCUUCAACUUGAUAAAUAAACUGAAACUGGAGUACAAA